Fusarium keratoplasticum is the source of this 2499-nucleotide messenger RNA. RefSeq lists its product as uncharacterized. Gene Ontology annotation, molecular function: beta-mannosidase activity. Gene Ontology annotation, biological process: carbohydrate metabolic process; glycoprotein catabolic process. Lineage: Eukaryota; Fungi; Ascomycota; Sordariomycetes; Hypocreales; Nectriaceae. Bases 1 to 2499 code for a protein of 832 amino acids. The record is from RefSeq and is a predicted model, not a curated record. The transcript is spliced from 7 exons.
AUGCUUGCUGCUGCUAAAAGAACCUACCUGGAAUCAGGGUGGUCCUUCAAAAGUGGCCGAGAUGGAGAUGAGGAGUGGAAGCCUGUCGCUCGAGUGCCAACAGUGGUCCAUAUUGACUUGAUGGACAAUGGCAUCAUCUCUGACCCCUUUCUCAAUAUGAACGAAAUCGAUGCUGAGUGGGUUGGGGAAACGUCUUGGAGCUACCGCACCACCUUUGCCUCUCCCGCUAAAGAGGGUUCGUCAGUUUACCUACUCUUUGACGGACUUGACACUUUUGCCAAAGUCAAGCUUAACGAAUCCGUUAUCCUUGAGAGCUGCAACAUGUUUGUUAGUCAUCGGGUUGAUGUUACAAACCUGCUUAAGAAGGACAACUCCUUGACCAUUGACUUUGAUAGCGCAUUGCUGCGCGGUCGCGAGAUCAAGGAGAAGAUGUCGGAUCACCAGUUUGUACUGUUCAACGGAGAGGCUGGGCGGCUAGCAGUUCGGAAAGCCCAAUAUCACUGGGGUUGGGAUUGGGGUCCCAAGCUCAUGACCGCUGGGCCUUGGAGACCAGUCAGACUCGAGGUGUCUUAUGCACACAUCGAUGAUGUGUUUGUAAAGUACGAAUUGUCUGAUGAUCUCAAGACUGUGGAAGGCAGCGUUGACAUCGAGGUGGACGGCGGAUUUGACCAAGCAUGCCUGUCUAUUCGUUUCGAAGACAAUGUCGUGUUUUCCAGUGAGGCAUCAUCUCCAUCGACAGGCCGUGCUAGCAUUCCAUUUAAUAUCAAAGACCCAAAGCCCUGGUAUCCGGCCAGCUAUGGUAACCAGCACAUGUACGAAGUCACGGUGGACAUCAUCAAGGGCGGUCAAGUCCUCGACAGCUGGACCAAGAAGACGGGAUUCCGACGCAGUGAGCUCAUCCAGAGGGACGAUUCUCACGGUCAGUCGUUCUUUUUUCGAGUCAAUGGCAUCGACAUCUUUUGUGGCGGAUCAUGUUGGAUUCCAGCGGACAGCCUCCUGCCGAAAAUCACACCAGACAGGUAUCGGAAGUGGUUGCAGCUGAUGAUAGAUGGAAAUCAGAUUAUGACACGAGUUUGGGGGGGAGGCAUCUACGAGGAAGAUGCAUUCUACGAUGCCUGCGACGAACUUGGCAUCCUAGUCUGGCAGGACUUUAUGUUUGCGUGUGGCAACUAUCCAGUCUGGCCGGAGUUUAUUGACUCGAUUCGUCAUGAGGCCAAGCAGAACGUGCGGCGUCUUCGGCACCAUCCCUCUGUGGUUAUCUAUGCUGGUAACAAUGAAGAUUACCAAGUUCAAGAGGCGAGCGACCUUGACUACGAUUGGGAGGACAAAGACCCGCAAUCUUGGUUAAAGACGAACUACCCUGCUCGAUACUACUACGAACAUCUCUUGCCCGAGGCGGUGGCUGAGGAGAGUCAGGGUGUUGUUUACUGGCCUGCAUCGCCCUUUUCCAGUGGAAAGCCUACGAAUGACAAGACGGUCGGUGAUAUUCAUCAAUGGAAUGUUUGGCACGGAACACAGGAAAAAUACCAGACUUUCCACAAUCUGGGCGGCAGGUUCAACAGUGAAUUCGGCAUGGAGGCCUUUCCCGUUCUGUCAACCAUCCAACACUUCAUCACUGACACCGCCGAGUAUUUCCAACAGUCCCAGACCAUGGAUUUUCACAACAAAGCUGACGGACAUGAGCGGCGCCUCGCAACAUACCUAGUCGAAAACUUUCGUCCCCGAGAAGAUUUAGAAUCUUACGUCUACUUGACUCAGCUCUGCCAGAGUGAGGCGCUGACCUACGCAUACCGCGGCUGGCGACGCCAAUGGGGUGAUGAUCGCCGCUGCGGAGGCGUUCUCGUCUGGCAGCUGAACGAUUGCUGGCCUGGUAUUUCAUGGGCGAUUGUGGACUACUUCCUCCGAAAGAAGCCUGCCUUUUACGCCAUUGCCCGCGCCCUCGAACCUCUCGCAGUUGCAGUCGAACGGGAUCAUCACGACUGGAGCGUCUGCCACGCGAGACCGGCAAAGAAAUCCCCUUUCAGUGUCUGGACCGUCAACAGUCAGCGUGAGGUCAAAGGAGACGUCGAAGUUCGUUUCAUUUCAGUCAAAACGGGCAACGACAUCAAAGACAAGAUCCUACGGAAGGACGUAGCCAUCGCCGGCAAUGGUACUACUGAGGUCUUGUCUGGGGAGGUCGACAAUUGCAAAGAAGAACCCCACGUGAUUGCUGUACGACUUCUUGUCGAUGGAGUGUGUGUCUCUAGGAGUGUUGAUUGGCCGCAGCCGAUGAAGUACCUGGACCUUUCGGAAAGGAAUGUCAAGGUUGAUGUUUCUGAUGGACAGUACGUCAUUACUGCGCAGAGGCCUACCAAGGGAGUUGUGCUGGAAGAAGUGGAUGGAGUCACGCUGAGCGACAAUUGCGUCGAUAUUGUACCUGGUGAUGAAGUUCGGAUUGCAAUUAGUGGUUCGGGAUCAGUGGCACCGUCGCCCAAGUUCAAGUACCUCGGUCAACCUUAG